UGUGUUCCCGGCUGGCUAAAUUUCACUUUGGCUGUGGAAGUCUGAAGGUGUGUUGUAGAUUGUGAUGCUGCUUGAGAUGAGAUGAAGUUUGUGCUGAGAAGGCCAUGGAUUUAUAGUAUAAGGAAGAAAGGACUCAGGGCAGUGCAUAUGUGUGUGGGUAGUGUGUAGCUCUCAGCAAGAGCAUUGGAAAGGGGACAAUGCCAUGAGUGCUCUGUGUGCAAUGUUCAGACACCAAACGUGAUGAUGAUUUUGAUGAGACUUCCAAGCGCCAUCCAUGUCUGAAAUGUGCUUCUGGUUAGAGAAGCACAUGGGGUCCUCGUGCUUGUGCCAUUCCCUAGCAAACCGAUCACCACGGCUGUGCAGGCGAGUUUUCCAACGCAAGCUCCAGGAAGUGCCAAGCACUUGGGCCCAGCAGACCUGAUCCAGAUCACACCAUGGCACCUCCAAAACCGCAGCACUGCACGUACCCUACCCAUUGCAUACCAUCACAGUCCACCGUGUCGGCGCCAGCUUUACCCUUGGACUAUAAAUCCAUGGCUAAAUGCUCUCCUAACACCACCACUUCAUCCACAGACAAAAGGCAUUCCAGCCUUGAACUAGCAGAACAAUUUCUCCAGUUUCCAGAAACACAAGAAACUACCAUGAUGAGUGCCAAGAACCUCGCUCAGCUGGCCAAGAAGUGGCAGAGGGUGGUGGCUAUGGGGAGGAAGAGGCUCACCUCAUCAACAUCAGGGGAGGAAACCGGAGGGCCGUGUGGCACGUCGUGCUCGCCUGUGGCUGGCAAGGGCCACUUCGUCGUGUACACUACCGACGGUGCAAGGUUCGAGGUGCCGCUUGCGUUCCUUGGCACGACCGUCUUCGACAAGCUCCUGAGGAUGUCCCAAGAGGAGUUCGGCUUCACACGCGUUGAUGGUGGCAGAAUCACGCUGCCCUGUGACGCAUCAAUGAUGGAGUACGCCAUGUGCUUGCUCAGGAGAAAUGCGUCCUCAGAGAUGGAGGCUGCAUUCCUCAACACCAUGGCGAUGCCAUGCCACUAUCAUGCGGAGCAACAUCUCAGAGUUAGCCAGCAUUAUGGUGUCUGCAGCUCCUGA
This is a messenger RNA of Triticum urartu, 1091 nucleotides long. The record is from RefSeq and is a predicted model, not a curated record. Lineage: Eukaryota; Viridiplantae; Streptophyta; Magnoliopsida; Poales; Poaceae.